AUGGUCUACUCCACUUGGUCUACAGUAACCCAUAUUUUCGGUUGGUUUUCUUUCUUCACUGCCAUUUGGGCAACCAUCACACUGUUCGUAUUAAUUGAGAAAAAAUCAAGAAAAGAGUUUGGCGGCUAUAAAAAUUUUCUUCGAGUAUAUUGUUUCUACGCGUUUAUUUUUUCCACAAUUGAUUGGGUAGUGCAACCAUAUGCUGUAAUGGAUAUCAACGGUCUUGGAUACGUAUUUUAUUCUGAGAAUAGACUUUUUGAUUUGGGUUAUUCAUUAAGCCACUUGUUGCAAAUAUUAUACUGUGGGUGUUUUAUUGCUAGUUCUUCAUUUUUAUCGUUAAACUUUAUAUAUCGCUAUGUAUCAUCUUGCCACAGCCAUUAUUUGCACUACAUACAAGAUUUCGGACUAAUUUUAAUUAUUGCGUAUUGCAUCCUACCGUUUGUUAUAUGGUCUAUUUGUGUGUAUUAUAUAUUCAGUCCAACAUCAGAAAAAACUGAAUAUAUAAAUAUGUCGACAAUGCAAAUUGAGAAUUUCAACAUUAGCGGAAACCCAUAUGUUGGGGUUAUAUGCUAUUACAUUUUGACAACUCCACUACAUAAUUAUGGUGAUGUUGAUUGGUGGACUAUGGGUGCGCUCCUAGGACUUAUCAUAUUUCAGAUAUUAUUUUACGGAAUAUCAUUGAUUUGUGGUAUUUUGACCUAUAGAAGCAAUAUGAAGCUUCUAAGAUUGGCUCAAUUAUCCAAAAAAAUCUACAAAACUCAGAUGCAGUUGCUCAGAGCUAUUGUGAUUCAAGCCGUCGUGCCCUUAGUCUCAGUAUAUGUACCGACAGCUAUUAUGAUUGGAGGGGGUAUGGUAGGAAUCUAUAUGGGUGAAAUUGGUCAUUUUGUGGUGAUGAGCAUUUCAAUAUACCCACCACUUGAUUCAGUCGUGUUUUUGUUAUCAAUUCGAGAUUUUCGAAAUGCUUUGUUUUGUAAUUCAAAGAUCGACAAUCGAGGUGAUAGUUCAAAUAUUAGACCAGGAACGGCAAAAAUUUCAGAUAUUCUCACUCGGCGACUUAAUUAUCAACAACCAGCAAUCCCUACAUUAACUAUUUGA
Caenorhabditis elegans is the source of this 1095-nucleotide messenger RNA. RefSeq names its product Seven TM Receptor (gene str-118). Gene Ontology annotation, biological process: detection of chemical stimulus involved in sensory perception of smell. NCBI's taxonomy places the organism in Eukaryota, Metazoa, Nematoda, Chromadorea, Rhabditida, Rhabditidae. The transcript has 8 exons. The record is from RefSeq and is marked reviewed. Bases 1 to 1095 code for a protein of 364 amino acids.